Magnolia sinica is the source of this 396-nucleotide messenger RNA. RefSeq lists its product as uncharacterized. The coding region runs from base 1 to 396 and encodes 131 amino acids. The transcript has a single exon. The record is from RefSeq and is a predicted model, not a curated record. NCBI's taxonomy places the organism in Eukaryota, Viridiplantae, Streptophyta, Magnoliopsida, Magnoliales, Magnoliaceae.
AUGAAGGGUCUGAUGAGGUUCGGUCAGAAAGGGAAGCUAGCACCACGUUUCAUCGGGCCUUUCGAUAUCUUAGAUCGUGUGGGAGCCGUAGCAUACCGCCUUGCACUGCCAACUGCACUGGCCAGUAUUCACAAUGUCUUCCACAUAUCCAUGCUGAAGAAGUAUACACUAGACGAAUCGCAUAUCGUUAGUUGGGAGCAGAUUGAGCUGACAGAUGAUGCCUCCUACACAGAGGAACCCAUCCGUAUCUUAGACCACAAGGAGCAGGUCCUACUUACAAAGACUAUACCUCUAGUCAAGGUUCUUUGGUCACAUCAUGGGGAGGAAGAAGCAACAUGGGAACGAGAAGCGGAAGUUAAGGAAAAGUACCCUCACCUAUUCAGUAACACACCUUAG